Molecule: messenger RNA, 1307 nt
Organism: Dioscorea cayenensis subsp. rotundata (Guinea yam)
Lineage: Eukaryota; Viridiplantae; Streptophyta; Magnoliopsida; Dioscoreales; Dioscoreaceae
Exons: 6
Coding region: 48-788 (246 amino acids)
Cellular component (GO): chloroplast
Source: RefSeq, a predicted model, not a curated record
GCAUGGUCUGAAGGCCAUCAAACUCUAUCACUGCAAAACAAGCAAAGAUGGUGUUCUCCGCCGCCGCCGUUGGAUGCUCGGGCGGCGCCAUCCGGUUCUCCGCCGCAUCACCGCCACCUCGCCUUCCUCCUUCUUCCCACCCGGAGUCCCUUCCCAUCCUCUCCGGAAUCACUCGCCGUGCUGCUCUUCUCCUCCUCCUCUCCGUCCCAGUCCUUCCGGCCUCCUCCGCCGCCGCAAUCUCUAUCGGAAUCCCCGGGCCGAAGCAGUGGUUGAAGGAGCAGAAGAGGAAGGCGGCCAAGUUCAUCUUGGCGCCCAUUGAAGCCUCACGCCAGAGCCUUCACGAUGCGUUCGACAUGCUUGCCCUGGAUUUGGGAACUCCAGUGGAUUACCAUGGGGAAGUACGGAAACUUCUCAAUUCAGCUUCAAGAGAUUGUGUUUCUCAGGAUAGGAGCUCGCUUGUCACGUUUCAAGCAAGCACUGGUGUUGAGGUUUGCACAUUUAGUUUGAUUUUGAACAAUGCUUCCUCAUUGCUUGACAAUGAGGAUCCUGUGAAGUUGGAAGCAGAGGUGAAGCUUAGGGAGCUUAUAAGAUCCUUUUCUUCCGUUGGGAGUGUUAUGGAUAACUGUGAUUUUGAGCUCAUAGAUGAUAGUGAUUGUUGCAAGUUGCUUGAAAAUGAGUCUGGAGAAGUUGACUGGUCAACAAUGGAAAUGAAGGAAGUUAAAAGGAGAUUUGAAAAUGUUGACUUUUCAAUAGCCUAUGAGGAUGGAGAUCCUCCACUUACCCUUUAAUGCACCAGACUUCUCUUUGCCGUUGUUGUGCCCAAUGAAAGCUUGAAAAGGGAUUCUCAUUGUACUGACAAUGAGGUUUAUAUCAUCUAUAAUGUCUUAUCUAGUACUAGGUUGUCUUUAAUUAAUGCUACUUUUGUGUUGGGACUCAAACUGGUUAUGAUGAUGUUUCUUUUUGAAAACUUUAAAAUGUUUGUUCUACUCUGUAGUUGGUUGAGAGAAAUAGUUUAUGAAAAUUGCUUCACUUUACUGAUCUUCAGAAGUUUCUCUUCCACUGUGUAUCUUUUUGGUCACCGAAUUAUAACAGAGUGAUCCUGAACAGUGAAAUGUAAUGGUCAUGACUGCUUAGUUAGUCUCAUUAUUGUACUUCAUAUAUCACAACCCAUGUGUAUGUUCUUGUUUUUUCAACCUUUGAGGAAUAAGUUUACUUAAUUAUGUCAUCUGAUUUAUGCCAUGACCGUACUUUUCUCUUGUUAGAUAGCAUUACUUGUGUUCAUCUACCUCAGCUUUCAAUUUAAUUUC